AUGGCCCGUAGCCAAACGCCGCAAGGCAGCUUGCGGCAAAGAAAUGUUGGCACCAAAAAGGCCGACCCGAACAUCUCGGCCGUUGACGAGGAGCUCGACAAGCUCGCCAAAGCCUCAAUUCGGAAGAAUACGUCCAAGUGCGAGCGCGAUCACUGGGCUGCCUUCUCCCUGACUACCAUUCUGGCUUUCGUCACCAGAUUCUGGGGAAUCAGCCACCCCAAUGAGGUCGUGUUCGACGAAGUCCAUUUUGGCAAGUUCGCAUCAUACUACCUUGAACGAACCUACUUCUUCGAUGUCCACCCCCCUUUUGCUAAGCUUCUGUUCGCCUUCGUGGGCUGGCUGGUUGGCUACAACGGUCACUUCCACUUCGAGAACAUUGGUGAUUCCUAUAUUGACAACAAGGUGCCUUAUGUGGCAUUCCGAGCUCUUCCUGCCCUCCUGGGCGCCUUGACUGUGUCCGUUACGUAUCUCAUCAUGUGGGAGUCGGGUUAUAGUGUUCCUGCUUGCCUCAUUGCCGCCGGUCUGGUUCUAUUCGACAACGCCCAUAUUGGCCAGACGCGGCUGAUACUUCUUGAUGCUACCUUGGUCCUGGCUAUGGCAUGUAGUCUGCUCUUCUACAUCAAGUUCUACAAGCUUCGUCACGAGCCGUUUAGUCGCAAGUGGUGGAAAUGGCUCAUUCUGACCGGCUACGCCCUGUCCUGUGAUAUGUCCACCAAGUAUGUUGGUACUUUUGCUUUUGUCACCAUUGGCUCCGCUGUCAUCAUUGAUCUCUGGGAUCUGCUGGACAUCAAGCGCCCUGGAGGCGCCAUCAGCCUUCCUCAGUUUGGCAAGCACUUUGCUGCUCGAGCUAUCGGCCUCAUUAUUUUGCCGUUUCUGUUUUAUUUGUUCUGGUUUCAAGUCCACUUUGCCGUACUGUCGCGCUCCGGCCCUGGCGAUGAUUUCAUGUCGCCCGAGUUCCAGGAAACGUUGAGCGACAACGUCAUGAUGGCAAACGCGGUCGAUAUUCAGUAUUACGAUACCAUCACGAUUAAGCAUAAGCAGACGAAGGCAUUCCUGCACAGUCAUCCCGACCGCUACCCCCUCCGCUACGAUGAUGGUCGUGUUUCCAGCCAGGGCCAACAAGUUACCGGCUACCCUCAUAAUGAUACCAAUAACCACUGGCAGAUUCUUCCCGCUAAUGACGACAAGCAAAUGGGUCGCAAGGUCAAGAACAAUGAAUUGAUUCGGUUGAGACACGUAGGCACUGAUACGAUUCUCCUGUCCCACGACGUGGCUUCUCCUUACUAUCCCACCAACCAAGAGUUUACCACUGUAUCUCACGAAGAUGCCUACGGCAGUCGAAUCAACGACACCUUGUUUGAGAUUCGGAUUGAAAACGGAAAGAAAGACCAGGAAUUCAAGUCUGUCGCCAGCCACUUCAAGCUCAUUCACUUCCCUAGCAAAGUGGCCAUGUGGACUCACACCAAGCCUCUGCCUGAUUGGGGUUCUCACCAGCAAGAGGUCAACGGCAAUAAGCAGAUCGCCCCCAGCUCCAACGUCUGGUUGGUUGAUGACAUUACCAGUCUUCCUGCCGAAGAUGCCCGACGAGAAAAGCCUGGGCGCAGCGUGAAGACUUUGCCGUUCCUGCGCAAGUGGUUCGAGCUGCAGCGAGCCAUGUUCUACCACAACAGCAAGCUGACCAGCAGCCACCCGUACGCCAGCCAUCCUUAUCAGUGGCCAUUCCUGUUGCGUGGCGUCAGUUUCUGGACUCAGAAUGACACGCGCCAGCAGAUAUAUUUCGUUGGCAACCCAAUUGGCUGGUGGCUUGCAAGCGGUCUGCUGGCUGUCUACAUUGGGAUUGUUCUCGCUGAUAACAUCUCGCUACGCCGAGGCAUCGAUGCACUGGACCACCGUACACGUUCACGCCUCUACAAUUCUGCUGGCUUCUUCUGGGUUGCAUGGGCCACACACUACUUCCCUUUCUUUGUGAUGGGCAGGCAACUUUUCCUCCACCACUAUCUACCUGCUCAUCUUGCAUCCUGUCUAGUCGCCGGUGCGCUCAUCGAGUUUGUUGUCAGCGCAGAACCAGUUGACGAGACUAGAAGCCCCAGGAAAAGCCCCAAAAAGCACCUUUUGGCCCGCGAGAGAUUGGCUGGUCAGAGCAUGGUGGGAGCCUGGGUUGCCUGUGGCGUGGUACUGGCCGUGGUCAUUGCCGGCUGGUGGUUCUUCCUCCCAUUGACGUAUGGCUACCCUGGUUUGUCUGUUGAGCAGGUUCUUCGAAGGAAGUGGCUGGGGUACGACUUGCACUUUGCCAAAUAA
Metarhizium album ARSEF 1941 is the source of this 2298-nucleotide messenger RNA. Its product is annotated as mannosyltransferase PMTI. Lineage: Eukaryota; Fungi; Ascomycota; Sordariomycetes; Hypocreales; Clavicipitaceae. The transcript is spliced from 3 exons. The coding region runs from base 1 to 2298 and encodes 765 amino acids. Gene Ontology annotation, molecular function: dolichyl-phosphate-mannose-protein mannosyltransferase activity. The record is from RefSeq and is a predicted model, not a curated record. Gene Ontology annotation, cellular component: endoplasmic reticulum; membrane. Gene Ontology annotation, biological process: protein O-linked glycosylation via mannose.